AAUACCGAACGCGAAUCUUUGUCCAACAACCAAUCAACCAGGCGUGGCACGCAAUUCGAUGCUCUACACGGCUACCUUGCCCGCCAAUGGCGGCUUUCUAGGCAUCUUCCGUUUAUGCAAAUGAGCCUAGAAAGUGAAACUGAUGGAGCAUUUGGGAACUGCGCAUGCGUCCUGGCAGUCGCCCCAAGAUUAAGGCGCGAUUCGGCUGCAGGACUUCGAGAGGAGCGGUGCCGGUUUUGGGAAGAAGAGGGGACCGGGGGAGGGGGGUAGAAGGGCCACACGCUUGGCGAUUUGCCCAACGGUAAUUUCGACAGAAUCUUUCCAAGUGAAAAUCUGAGUGAGGUACUGGUGCUCCUACCUCCUCCAAAAUCUGAAGAAAAUUACUUGAAAUUACACUGCUGAGAUUGAAUUUUUUACAGAUUUCAGGAGCAAUUCUCUUGGGGAGUAUGACUUGGGGGAUGCUACCACAUCCUUCCAAGUUAUGGCAAAAAGAAAAGAACGCCGUUUUUCAACGCCAGUAUCCCACAAAAGAGCUAGGCAAGAAUUCCAGGAUAGCUCUGAUGGUGACCUUAGUGACGAAUGCUCAAAGCUAAUGAAUGACAAUAAUUCUGAUUCGCAAUUGGUCUCAGGCGAUGUUGGAAUAAUUGAAAGUAUCCAGCUGAAGAACUUUAUGUGCCACUCUAUGUUGGGGCCAUUCAAGUUUGGAUCCAAUGUCAAUUUUGUAGUUGGAAACAAUGGAAGUGGGAAAAGUGCUGUACUAACUGCCCUGAUUGUAGGCCUUGGAGGAAAAGCCACAGUGACAAACCGAGGAUCAUCCUUGAAAGUAUUUGUGAAAGAUGGACAGAGUUCUGCAGAUGUUUCAAUCACUCUGCGAAAUCGAGGUGAAGAUGCAUUUAAACCAGAGCAAUAUGGUGACUGUAUUACUAUAAAUCAGCACAUAACCUCGGAAGGACAUCGUAGUUACAAGCUGAAAAGCAAUACAGGAAUCUUAAUUUCUUCCAAAAAAGAAGAACUCACUGCAAUCCUGGAUCACUUUAAUAUCCAGGUAGAUAAUCCCGUCUCUGUACUCACCCAGGAAAUGAGCAAACAGUUUUUACAGUCUAAAAAUGAAGGUGACAAAUACAAGUUUUUUAUGAAAGCAACUCAACUGGAGCAGAUGAAAGACGAUUAUUCAUACAUCAUGGAAACUAAACAAAGAACAUCUGAUCAAGUUGAACAAGGAGGAGAGUUUCUUGAAGAACUUAGAAAGCAAUAUUUGGAGAAAGAGGAACGUUACAGAAGUAUUGCAGCUUUGAGUGAAAUGCAGAAUGAGCUACAGGAAUUGCAACGUCAAAUAGCUUGGGCGAUGGUACGAGACACUGAAAAAGAAAUAAAAGCAAUCAGAGUUGAGGUUACUGCCCAAGAAGCAAAAACUGAUAAAUUCAUUGAGCGAGUGAAAGAAUGGCAGAAUAAAGUUGAUACAUCAGAAGUUAAACAUAGAACUAUGCAAGACGAGCUAGAGAAAAUAACCGAAGAAGCUCAAACUCUAGAACCAUUAUGUAUUGUUUUGAAAACAGAAGUGCACGCAAAAAGAAAAGGACACAAUGAUGCAGAGGCAGCACAUAAUAGGUCUCAAGCUGAACUGAAGCGUUUGUUAAAAGAUCAUGAACAACUGUACAAAAAAGUUGAAGAACUAAAAAAUAGUGCUGAACAGAUUUCAGAACCUGAUAAAGUGGAAAAACAAAAAACAAUAGACCAUUUGAAAGAAAAGCUAAAGACACUACAGGAUCAAGAUGAAUCCAUUGAUCAGCAGAUAACACAGUUUCAACAGGCUGUACGUUCAUAUGAUGAAAAUUUUACUCGACUUAGAAAGGAAGAAAAUGAAGUGAAAAGAAAGCUAGAUUCUCAACAACAACAGCUAAGACAACUAAAGGAGAGUAAAACCAAUCGUAUGAAAAGAUUUGGGUCAUAUAUGCCAGACCUUUGUGAAGCAAUUGAUGCGGCCAAUGCUCAAGCACAAUUUACAUUCAAACCAGUAGGACCACUAGGUGCUUUUAUUCAUCUGAAAGAUCCUGAACUUACAGUGGCUGUGGAAGCAUGCUUAAAAAACCUGUUGCUUGCGUUUUGUUGUGACAAUCAUAAAGAUGAAAGAGUUUUACAGGCAUUGAUGUCCAAAUGCUGUCAAGCUGGUUUUCGACCUCCGAUUAUUGUUACUCGUUUUCAGAACAAUGUUUAUGAUGUAAAGUCAAGGGCUGUUUUUCACCCUAACUUCCCAACAGUUUUGACGGCAUUAGACAUUGACAAUCCAGUAGUAGCCAAUUGCUUAAUAGACAUGAGGAGCAUAGAGACUGUCCUACUGAUUAAAAGUAAUUAUGAAGCUCGAAGAGUUAUGCAGCACAACAAGCCUCCUAAAUAUUGUAAGGAAGCUUUUACUGCUGAUGGAGAUCAGGUGUUUGAGGAAAGAUACUACUCUUCUGAAAAUAGAGGGCCUAGGUUUCUCAGCAGAGAUGUAGAAGCAGACAUAAGUAAUUUGGAGAGAGAAGUUGAAAACCGAAAAACUCAUAUCUUGGCAAUACAACAACGAAUAAGUUCUACUGAAAUUGACAUAAAACAGAACAAACGCUAUCUGACUGAUCAUCAGCAGCACAAAAAAGAACUGCAGAUAACAAUGAGAAAAACAAAAUUAGAAAUUACAGACCUUGAAAACGUAGAAGAAUCAGUGGUCAUCUCUACAUUAGAAGAAGAAAUUAAUGAUAACCAACAGAAGAUAGAAACUGUUAAAGAACGAAUAAAUAAGCAGAAGGCGAAACUGGAGGAAUUGAAAUGCCUUUUGCAAGAAGAAGAACAAAAAUGUGCAGCCAUUAAAGAGAAAAUUAAUCAAGUACAAGAAGAAGCAGCUGCAAUCAAGGAUGGAUUACAUCAGGCAGAGGAUGAACUGGAGAGAAGUAAAAACAAUCUAAAGCAUUACGAAGAAAAAGAAAGGCUCCAUUUGGAAUCCAUAAAAGCAUUUAAACAUAACAUAGCUACAAAAGAAAGAGAAUUAGAGGAAAUGAUUGUAAAGGCUUCAAAGAUCCAUCCAGAGCGAUUAGAAAUAACUAGGACUUAUAAAAGUCUUGAUACAGAAAUGAAUCGUUUGAGACAAAAAAUAAAUUCAGAAAGAGAACGUACUGGAGAUAGAGAAGAAAUAAUAAGACAACUUCAGGAAGCAAAAGAAAAAUACCAGAGUGCAGAAAGCAAAAGCAAAAAUUUGAAGAAAUUCAUUAAACUAUUGGAUGAGAUGAUGGUUCAGAGACAUAAAACAUAUCUGCAUUUUAGAAGGUUUCUUACUAUGCGAUGCAAAUAUUACUUCGACUCUUUGUUAAAUCAGCGGUCGUAUUCUGGAAAAAUAGAGUUUGACCACAAGAAUGAAAGACUUUCAAUUACGGUGCAGCCUGGAAAUGGAAACAAAGCUGCUCUUGAUGACAUGAAAUCUCUCUCUGGAGGUGAACGUUCCUUCUCCACUUGCUGCUUCAUCCUCUCUUUGUGGUCUAUUGCUGAAUCUCCUUUCAGAUGCUUGGAUGAAUUUGAUGUAUUUAUGGACAUGGUUAACAGGAGAAUUGCAAUGGACAUGAUGCUUAAGAUGGCAGACUCCCAACGUUAUCGGCAGUUUAUUCUGCUCACUCCUCAGAACAUGAGUUCGUUGCCUACAAGUAGUCUUAUCCGAAUCCUUCGAAUGGAAGACCCCGAGAGGGGACAAAAGACGCUGAAUUUCAGUCAUACAAAUGAAGAAGAUGAAGAUGGAGAAUGAGAACAUCUAAUCUGUUGUCACUAACUUGUUUUUUAAUAUUGAAGACACACAAGCUAUGUUCACUGCUGGUAAAAUCAGUGAAAGAGAGCCUUUUUCUUUUUUGAAAUUUACUCGUGGCCUUCAUACUUGUCUCUAUAGCAGGCCUUUAAUGGCAUCCAACACAUUUGAAUUUUAUGCUCAGAUUUUGUAAGCCUUUUGGUGCUAGAAUUGUAGCAGUCACUAUGUUCUUUCUUCUACUCUGUUCCUAUGAAUUAACAUUUACUGUAUAUUUCCUGCCAGAGUUUGCUAUUAAUAAUAUAUUUGCUGAAUGUGGGAAAUGUUUCUUAUUUUUUAUUGUUCCCAAGAGAGAGGUAAAUAUAAAUGACAGAAGAUGAAUAAAUUUUUUAUGGUAUGCUUACCUGAUUUUACAAUAUUUUUAAAUGUUAUAAUAGCAGGUGAAAAACUAAACCCUUUAUCAGAAGUCCCCUAACAACAUUUCUGUCUAAAUUUGUAUUGUUUCCUUCAUCAUUACAAUAUACAUUGUUAAACCACUUUAUUGUUUGUUACUGUCUUUCAAAUGCUUCUGUUAUCCAUUUAGUUCCUGUGGCAAAUAAAACUUCAAUUGAUGGUCGGA
This is a messenger RNA of Notechis scutatus (mainland tiger snake), 4379 nucleotides long. NCBI's taxonomy places the organism in Eukaryota, Metazoa, Chordata, Lepidosauria, Squamata, Elapidae. The record is from RefSeq and is a predicted model, not a curated record.